UUUGACUUUGAAUAUUUUUACCGCAGAAUGGAUGUUGUUAAGGGAGUGCAGAAGAUGUCAGUGGGACCGCCGCCAGCGGGAAGGGGUGCAGCAUGUCUGACAUGUAAAGGGAUCUGCUCUGGAUUCCAGCCACAUUCCUGGAGGAAGGCAUGCACUGAGUGCCGCUGCAGUCAGGAGGACCAUGCCCUGAGUUCAGAUGUUGAGGAUGAUCGUAAGAUGGGCCAGCUGCUGGCAGACUCCCGCUACGCCCACCUGACAGCUAAGGUCAAGGGAGGGGACGGACAUAGAGUCUACAAACGCAACCGUAUGAUCGUCACCAAUCCUGUGGUGUCACGCAAAGACCCGACUUUCAACACAAUCACCUAUGACUGGGCUCCUCCUGGUCUCACACAGAAACUGGCCAUGCAGUACAUGGAACUUCUCCCUGAGGAAAGACGUCCUGUGUCAGGCACUGAGGGAGCCCUGUACCGACGCAGGCAGCUGAUAAGACAGCUACCUGUGUAUGAUCAGGACCCCUCACAGUGCCACAGCCUGUCUGAGGCUGAGGUGAAGGCCAUGGUGCAGUUUGUGAAGAGCUAUAAGGAGGAGGCACUGGGGGUGGGGGAGGUGGCUCUGCCAGGAGAGGUGGGAACGGCUAAGGAGAACUCAGCCAAGCAGAAGAAUGGAAAAGGUCCUCAGGAACAAGCCAGUCCAGAGCCCACCACCAAUGGAGCAGUAGAGGACAAUGGCAAGAAGAGUGAAUAUCGCUGUACUGGCUGUAAGGAACUGGUUUCACUGGACAGUCCAGUGGUGUAUGCUCAGAGAGCAGGCUACGACAAGCUCUGGCACCCCACCUGUUUUGUCUGUGCUGAGUGUGGGGAGGCCCUUGUGGACCUUGUCUACUUCUGGAAGAAAGGAGUCCUGCUUUGUGGUCGUCAUUACUGCCAGAGCGAGAGACCACGCUGCAGAGGCUGUGAUGAGCUGAUAUUCAUUGAGAUAUAUCAUCAGGAUGCAGAUGGACAAGUCUGGCAUAAGGAGCACUUCUGCUGCUGGCAGUGUGGUCAGAGCCUUAACACCCAGUGUGGCUGCAGCCAACAAGCAAGACCUGUUUAAAAGUCCAGCUUGCCCGUAUACUCUAAACUUCAAACCAGUCAGACCUGUGUGCUUAAGUGCAACAGAGGGCCAGUUCACAUAAAUUUACCCUCGAUAAUUCAUUAGAACCCAUUAACAGCUAUGCACCGUUGAUUAAUAGGUAAUCAUUUUUAAUAACCUCAAGUG
Messenger RNA from Chanos chanos (milkfish), 1257 nucleotides. It is a transcript of the gene lmcd1, whose product is annotated as LIM and cysteine-rich domains 1. NCBI's taxonomy places the organism in Eukaryota, Metazoa, Chordata, Actinopteri, Gonorynchiformes, Chanidae. Gene Ontology annotation, molecular function: zinc ion binding. The record is from RefSeq and is a predicted model, not a curated record. The transcript has 6 exons. The coding region runs from base 28 to 1092 and encodes 354 amino acids.